This is a messenger RNA of Sphenostylis stenocarpa, 915 nucleotides long. The record is from the annotation of a GenBank genome assembly. Lineage: Eukaryota; Viridiplantae; Streptophyta; Magnoliopsida; Fabales; Fabaceae.
AUGUUGCUACCACCAUGGUCCAAGAGACACAUAGCUCAAUCUACCUUAGAUUCAGAAUCGUUACUUGCUCCCUACUCCUUCUCUCUCAUUCAGUCUCAACUUAUAGCUCGCACCUUAGAAUCUAACGUUAUUACUCUCUCCGACCUCUCUCACUUUCUCUCUCUCUCUCUCUCUCUCUCUCUCUCUCAGAUUCUUGCGCGGUUUAUCAUGGGGGAUAGUCAGUAUUCGUUUUCUCUCACCACAUUUAGUCCUUCUGGAAAGCUUGUUCAGAUUGAGCAUGCUUUGACGGCUGUUGGGUCUGGACAAACGUCUUUGGGAAUUAAAGCUGCAAAUGGAGUUGUCAUCGCUACUGAGAAGAAAUUGCCAUCUAUUUUGGUUGACGAAGCAUCAGUCCAGAAAAUUCAGUUAUUAACACCAAAUAUUGGUGUUGUAUAUAGUGGCAUGGGUCCCGAUUUCCGAGUUUUGGUUCGAAAAAGCAGGAAACAAGCUGAGCAAUAUCACCGGUUAUAUAAAGAACCAAUUCCUGUUACUCAACUUGUCAGGGAAGUUGCUGCAGUAAUGCAGGAGUUUACUCAGUCUGGAGGUGUUAGGCCUUUUGGAGUGUCUCUGCUAGUUGCUGGGUUUGAUGAUAAUGGGCCACAAUUAUAUCAGGUGGAUCCAUCAGGUUCAUAUUUUUCUUGGAAAGCUUCCGCUAUGGGAAAAAAUGUUUCUAAUGCAAAGACGUUUCUUGAGAAGAGGUACACAGAUGAUAUGGAGCUUGAUGAUGCAGUCCACACAGCAAUUUUGACUCUGAAGGAAGGGUUUGAGGGACAGAUCUCAGGGAAAAACAUUGAAAUUGGCAUAAUUGGUGCUGAUAAAAAGUUCAGGGUAUUGACACCAGCCGAAAUUGAUGACUAUUUGGGUGAAGUAGAAUAG